AUCGCAUUUUAUUAAUUUAGUUUUAAUCGUAUCUUUAAAUGUUCACUUGAACGUUUGAUUAUAUUUUUAAUACCGAUAAUAAGAAGAUUACUUAAGUGAUUAUUAAGUAAUGGAAGGCAGAAAAUUACAUGAAAAAAUUUACGUUGACCGUUGGGAGAAAUGUCAAGUUUCAGAAUGUUGCUAUUUUAUGAGUAAAUUGCCUUGCAAAACUCCAGAACAACUGAAUGAGCAAUGGACACAUCCAAUUUAUUCCACAAAUGUGAACUUAAAAUUCUUGUCAAAUUUGACAAGACAUUCAGUAAAAAGAAAUUUGUUAAACCCUUUAACAUUUGGUGAACCGAAAAAAAUAUCUGUUGCUGAUUUUGAGUUUACAGUGACUGCCAUAGAUCCUGAUACGUGUACAGGAAAAGUUAUAUAUCACUUUUCUUUUGAUGGUACUGAGUGUUUGUAUAUGGAUGGUACUUUGAUGUCUCCAAGUGUAUUCACAAAUCCAUAUAUAACACAUUUGGGAAACACUAAUAUUAUUGACACAAUUUUUAUUGAUAGUCCACUUUUAGAGCUGCCUAUUGAAAUCGAUAUUGAUCUGGUUGUUGAACAAAUAAUCAAUAUAUUUAGUUCCAGAAAAUCUGUUGUGUCCUUAGAAACUUUAGGGAUGGAAGACUUGUUAGUCAAAAUUGCAAUAAAGGGCCAUACUAUACACAUUGGCAGUAAACGAUUAAACCUUUUGAAAUUGCUGAAGAAAGAUACAAACUUUACAAAAGAAAAAAAUGUAAAUUUAAGAAUAGUUGAAUCUAAUACUUGCAAAGACCUUGAAACAUGUUUCAGACGUUACAAAGAUGAUCAAAUGCACCACAUUCUAGUAUCACCUUUUUAUUCUUUAUUAGAUAUAUAUACUUUGCAAAAACUAGGUGUACAUGUUGUUCGAUACUCAGACAACACUACUUCAACAGCUUUAAAUAACAUUUUAAAAAUAAUCAAACCCAAAAAUUUAAUGGAUUGCAAUGAGUCAAACCCAAAAACAGAUUUAUUAAUGAACCUUCUAUUGAUUUCUAGAACUAAUUUGAGUUUAGAUUCGACUUAUCUGCAGAAUGCACAAAGAUUAUCUCUAGCUGGUGCUUUAUCAGGGAGUUCAGAAAACGAGAGCCAUAAUUCAAUCGCACUUGUGGCUGAUCCUCCUAAAAAUAUUGAACAUUUGUACACUGAUACUCAAGAAUCGUUUAAUCCAUUAGCUACAAGCACACAAAAAACUAGAGAUGAUGAAAAUGGUAAUUUAACACCUAUAGAGAAUUCUGAAAACACUAACAUAAUGCCAAUAGAAAAUUCAUCAUUGAAUAAACUAGUUAAUGAGGGUGAUCAGCCAAACAAUUUAGUACAAGAUAUUGUGCUUCAUCAUUCAUUUGAAUCGCAACGAUAUUUAGAUGAGUAUCAGAAAAACCUAUACAGAGGAGACAAUGCGAUGAGUCAGGACAAUAUUGUGGCCGAAUCCCGCAGCAAUCCAAAUAUUUUACCUGGUGACCUUAGUAUCAUCAACACCAAUUUAUCACAGGGCUCGAAUGUAAUAAAAAAACAAAAUGCUGUAGAAACAUCACCGGCCCUGGAGGCAACUAAUGUUGCUGAACAAUUAGCAGUUGAUAAAUCCUCUGAAAACACUUCACCAAACACCAACAUAAGUAAAGAUUCAUAUUUUCAGAACAUAUCAGAUAUUAACACCAGCGCAAUCGAUGCUAAUCAAUCUUCAUCAUCAAAAUCUUCACAAUCUUCACCUGCAGUAGACUUAGCUAAAACUACACAGAAUCAAAUAGACAAACCAAAAGAUCCCUGUGAAAUAGAACAUGCCCUUGCUAAAAUAGUAAGGCAAGUCCAGUUCAAUGUAGAAUCCAAUGAGGUGCACAUUAUCUCCAAUAUUGAGAUAUGUUCAGAUGACAGUCAAGACAUUCCUAGUUCAAAUACGACCAAAACAUAUCCGAUACCAGAAACAGAAGUAAAUGAAAUGCCUGGUAGCAUAUUUGCAGAAGUAGAUAUGGAAACUAGGGACGAAGAAUAUUAUUUGGCACAUGGUUUACCACAACAUUAUGCCUCGUCAAAGGAGACAGACAGUUCAUCUGAUAGCAUUACAAUUAAUCCUGAGGCAAGUUUUGUUCCGGUUGAACCUGGUGCAUUGAUAAUAUCAGAAGUAGAGCACUUGCAUUCACAACUUCUAGAGACAAGUGAUUACAUGGAAGGAACAAGUGAAGACCUUGCAGCAAGUGAAUCUAGUCCAUCUACAAGUGGUUUGAACCUGCCUAUAAGAAGACCAAGCAUUUCUUCACCUUCAGAUUCCUCUUCCGGGGAGCCAAUUAGAGAAGAAAGUGAAAAUCAAGUAUCAAGUUAUUCUUUUCCAUCAACGAGUGGAUUGAACCUGCGUCCAUGUUCAGUAUUGUUAAGGAGACUAAACAUUUCUUCAUCUUCAGAUUCCUCUUCUGAUCAGGAGUCAUUUGUUUUAUCCGAAAAGCAAAUGAUGUUGAAGGCGAAAAAUGAAGCAAUAAGUAAAAAAAUUGAACAAAAACGUGACUUAUCAAUCAUUGAUGAUCAUGAAGAUGAUAAGCUUGUGUCGGAAAAUGGGUUAGAGUUUCUUGAUAUAAAUUGUAUAGAUAUUCAGCAAUAUAUGGAUAGUAUAUUUAGAUUUUCUGUUAACUUGAACCUUAACCAUCUUAAAAGCAAACUUCAGAAGAACAAAAGGGAGGAAAAGGAAAAGGAAUUAAUUUUAUUUGAAUGA
Molecule: messenger RNA, 2755 nt
Organism: Ctenocephalides felis (cat flea)
Lineage: Eukaryota; Metazoa; Arthropoda; Insecta; Siphonaptera; Pulicidae
Exons: 6
Coding region: 110-2755 (881 amino acids)
Source: RefSeq, a predicted model, not a curated record